This is a messenger RNA of Eutrema salsugineum, 1449 nucleotides long. RefSeq names its product protein bem46. Gene Ontology annotation, molecular function: serine-type peptidase activity; palmitoyl-(protein) hydrolase activity. Gene Ontology annotation, cellular component: membrane. NCBI's taxonomy places the organism in Eukaryota, Viridiplantae, Streptophyta, Magnoliopsida, Brassicales, Brassicaceae. Gene Ontology annotation, biological process: proteolysis. The transcript has 8 exons. Bases 179 to 1105 code for a protein of 308 amino acids. The record is from RefSeq and is a predicted model, not a curated record.
AGCUCUUUCUCCUCUCCAAGGAAGAAAAGCAAAAAAGCACGAGAAACAGAUAGAAAGUGGCAACGUCCGUUCGAUUUCUGCUUCUGCUUCUGCUCUUGUUUCGGAUUCAGAUUCAGAUUCAUCUUCGGUUUCUGCUCCUUUAGCUUAGCAGCUGCGACCAGACGGAGGUAGAGAGGGAAUGGUGACGUACGUGGGCGCGUUGUUCUACGGAGUAGGAGGGAUAGUCGUCGCGGGAGUGGCGCUGCUCGUGGCCUUCCAGGAGAAGAUUGUCUACGUGCCGGUGCUUCCCGGCUUAAGCAAGUCCUAUCCGAUCACUCCCGCCAGGCUCAAUCUCAUCUACGAGGACGUUUGGCUUCGAUCCUCCGAUGGCACACGCCUCCACUCUUGGUUCAUCAAGAUGUUCCCCGAAUGUCGAGGUCCAACUAUUCUAUUUUUCCAGGAGAAUGCCGGAAAUAUCGCUCAUCGUUUGGAGAUGGUUCGCAUCAUGAUACAGCGCUUGAAGUGCAAUGUCUUCAUGCUUUCAUAUCGCGGCUAUGGGGAAAGUGAUGGCUAUCCCUCACAGCAUGGAAUCAUAAAAGAUGCUCAGGCUGCACUGGAUCACCUUUCUCAGAGAACAGACAUUGAUACAUCUAGAGUAGUUGUAUUUGGAAGGUCCCUUGGGGGAGCUGUUGGAGCUGUGCUUACUAAAAACAAUCCCGAAAAGGUAUCUGCAUUGAUUCUGGAAAAUACUUUCACAUCCAUUCUUGAUAUGGCUGGUGUUUUGCUGCCCUUCUUGAAGUGGUUUAUUGGAGGAAGUGGUUCUAAAAGCCUGAAACUCCUUAAUUUUGUUGUACGCUCCCCCUGGAAUACAAUAGAUGCUAUUGGUGAGGUCAAACAACCAGUACUUUUCCUCUCCGGACUACAAGAUGAGAUGGUCCCACCAUUUCACAUGAAAAUGCUGUAUGCUAAAGCGGCUGCCCGUAACUCUCGGUGCUCAUUUGUGGAAUUUCCAAGUGGGAUGCAUAUGGAUACAUGGCUGUCUGGUGGUGACGUUUACUGGAAAACGGUCAUGCAGUUCCUUGUGAAGCAUGCGCCUGAGGAAAGGAAACAAGAUACAGGAAGGUAACUAGUUGAGGAUGCUGUGUUUAGAGGAAGUUUGGACUCACUUGGCUCCUUCUGCAAGACUGCAACCUAAAAACGUUUGUAUCUUUAUAAAGCAUAUGUGUGCGUAUGUUGCAUUUGGGAGUGACAGAUACAACUUGUUCUGAGAGUGAGAUGCUGGAGAGGUACUUUGUAAGCAAAACCAGCCAGUGAAGAUGGUUUUUGUUUUUUGUUUUCUUCCAAUACUUCACUACUGCUUCUCUUCUGAUAAUAACCUUUCAUCUAUAUGAUCAUUGCUUUGUAUAUGACUAGUUGAUUAAGAAAGUGCAAAGACACGGUUAUAUGAUUAAAUCUCGAGUUUGUUGUUUA